Messenger RNA from Triplophysa rosa, 2834 nucleotides. It is a transcript of the gene slc1a8b, whose product is annotated as solute carrier family 1 member 8b. The transcript has 14 exons. Gene Ontology annotation, molecular function: neutral L-amino acid transmembrane transporter activity; L-glutamate transmembrane transporter activity; glutamate:sodium symporter activity. Bases 332 to 2173 code for a protein of 613 amino acids. Gene Ontology annotation, biological process: L-glutamate transmembrane transport. Gene Ontology annotation, cellular component: plasma membrane. Lineage: Eukaryota; Metazoa; Chordata; Actinopteri; Cypriniformes; Nemacheilidae. The record is from RefSeq and is a predicted model, not a curated record.
AACAAACACUGACAUGUGAUCCACUUCAAACAGAGGAUUUAACGCACUGAUGACACUGUACACAGCGCGAUGUGAUGUUGACACCAAACAGGACAGAACGAAAACAAACAAAGCCUGCUGAAACACAAGAAAGGUCUGACCAUACUGAAAUGCAAAGACACGCGCGCGCGCGCACGGCGGACUCAAUACAGGCGGAGACGGAGUUGCGCACAAACUCAUCACGACCAAUGACGACUAACAGGGGAAUGAGUGGCGUCAAAGGAGUCGCCGGACUGCGAAGUCAGUCAAUAUAUCCGUCCUCAGUAAAUGGUUUACGCUGUCGUCACCUGUCAUGAUCUCAGUCACAAUUGGAGAAACUCCAGCCACUCAAGGCCACUCUGAUUUCACAUGGUGCACCGGCAGAAAAGGGUUACACAGAAAGACUCUUCAACACACAUCACAUAACAUGGAUGAGAAUCAGAGGAGCUCAAGGCCGGCAUCUUCCCAAUGCCAUUCCCCACCUGCGAGCCCCUGGAGAAACAUGGUGGAAUAUUUCAAGAAGCUUAUCAAGAACUCCAUAUCUCAGAAGGUUGGUGAAUGGGUAAAGGACUACUGUAAAAGGAACGGUCUGCUCACUUUGUCCGUGUUAGCGGUGAUCUCGGGCUGUGUGGUGGGCUUCACAUUGAGAAGCCUGGACUUGUCAACACAGGCAAAGAUCUAUUUUUCUUUUCCUGGGGAACUUUUAAUGAGAAUGUUGAAAAUGUUGAUCCUUCCUCUCAUCACAUCCAGUUUAAUGUCUGGCUUGUCUGCUAUGGACACAAAGGCCAGUGGACGUCUGGGUCUUCUGACCAUCACAUAUUACCUGUGGACGACCUUCGUCGCUGUUAUUGUGGGCAUUGUUCUGGUGCUGAUCAUUCAUCCUGGCACUGGUACUGAGAAAGAAGGCCAUAAAGCUGCAGGAGGGCCGGUGAUGACAUCAGCCGAUGCCCUUCUUGAUUUGAUCAGGAACAUGAUCCCAUCCAAUCUGAUCGAGGCCACAUUUCAGCAGUAUAAAACAGAGCUCGUGCCUAAUUUUAAAAACAGUGCAAAAUCAUCACAGGCCAACUUUGUGUACAUUAUGCCAGACCAUGAUAACCCAAAGAUGGGUCACCCUGUGUUUCUGGAACUGACUCCUCCACCCGAGAUCCACUAUAAGAUCGUUCCAGGGAAAAGCAAUGGGAUGAACGUGCUGGGAAUCGUCAUUUUCUCGGCCACUAUGGGUCUUCUGCUUGGUAGAAUGGGAUCGAGAGGUUUACCGCUUGUGAACGUGUGUCUGUGUGUCAACGAGUGUGUGAUGAAGAUCAUCAAUGCUGCUAUGUGGUACUUUCCAUUCGGAAUUGUGUUUCUGGUUGCUGGGAAGAUUCUGGAUAUGCAUGACCCGGCGGUGCUCGCUGAGAAGCUGGGCAUGUACUUCAUUACUGUUCUUGCCGGACUGUUCGUCCAUGGUGUGAUAUUACUACCGAUGUUCUUCUUCCUGAUCACCCGGAAAAACCCCUUUAGCUACAUCCGUGGGCUCCUGCAGGCUCUGGUUAUUGCUUUGGCAACUUCAUCCAGUUCAGCUACUCUGCCCAUAACAAUGAAGUGUUUGCUGGAAAACUGUCACGUGGAUCGGAAAAUAGCUCGUUUCGUGCUUCCCGUCGGAGCCACUAUCAAUAUGGACGGCACGGCGUUGUACGAGGCAGUGGCUGCCAUCUUCAUCGCACAGGUCAAUGAGUACGAGCUUGAUUUUGGACAGCUCGUCACUAUCAGCAUCACGGCUACCGCGGCCAGCAUAGGAGCAGCUGGAAUCCCACAGGCCGGUCUUGUUACCAUGGUUAUCGUCUUAACCUCAGUGGGUUUGCCUCCGGAUGACAUCUCACUCAUUGUGGCCAUUGACUGGAUCCUAGACAGAUUUCGAACAAUGAUCAACGUGCUUGGAGAUGCUUUAGCGGCGGGGAUCAUGGCUCACGUGUGCAGAAAAGACUUUCAGACGAACAACCCAUCAUCAAACAACUCGGAAAGGAGGGAUACUGUAAUAUCCUUUGGAAACCAAAGCGUGCAGAGUUUUCCCACAUCUAAGACGCCGCUGCUGGCCAACAGGGACUACAUCUUAGAGGUCAUCGGGGAUCAGGUGACCGAGAGACCGUCGCCCUGUUUCAACCUCCGCCAAGUCUAACGUCGCGAUACUGAGAAGAAACAGAAGCUGCCUUGAGUUCACAAAAACCUUUCUUCGUUUUCUUGUAACACUCUUGUGCCAUUCUGUCUUUUUACAUCAGACAUGAUAGGUUUACUUCAACACUCGCCUUUGGUGGAGCUGAAAAACGGGCCGAUGCUUCAAUGUGGGGUUUUUCCGCCUGACAUCACAGGAAUUUGUAACUAUUUUGCGAGGUGGCUAAUUGGAUGUGAAUUGUAGAUUAGUUUAGAAAAAGAGCAAGAAUAAAGCCUCGCCCAUAAACCCCUUAAAAUUCACCGGGGGUUCAUAUUAAAACAUAUAGAUAUGAGCACAUGAAUUCAUAUGAAUUAGGCACCUUGUAAAUGUUAUGAACUGCCAUGAGAGUGUUGUUAGAGUUUGUUCAAGUAAAAACCUCCUGUUCAGAUUGUUUUUUAUACAUUCGUGUUCUAGAAUUGCCUUAAAAUGCAAUAAAAUAGCACAGUUAAUGACAACAUAAUAUCCCAAUGGAUAAUAGUUCAAGUUCAACUAGUUUCCGUUGUGUGUGUCGAUGACCAAAAAACUAAAAUAUACUGUACGGUAUCACUUAGAAAUCACAAAGAUGUUUCAGAACACACAAAGCCCUCUGUUCACGUCAAUUAGUUAUUUGGACAAAAUUCUGUACUUC